Molecule: messenger RNA, 2457 nt
Organism: Zymoseptoria tritici IPO323
Lineage: Eukaryota; Fungi; Ascomycota; Dothideomycetes; Mycosphaerellales; Mycosphaerellaceae
Exons: 1
Coding region: 1-2457 (818 amino acids)
Cellular component (GO): mitochondrial membrane
Source: RefSeq, a predicted model, not a curated record
AUGCCGUCCCAACCACCCUUCCCACCAACAGGAACCCACGCCCAAGACGUAUCCCUCCUCUCCACCACAGUCCCCAUCCUCGCGACCCUCGACUCCCCCGCCGCCGACCCCGAACAAGAACUCCUCGAACCCUACGCGAAAUUCCGCUCUUCCCCCCUCAACGCCAUCCAAGAACUCGGCCUGCACAUCCUCGGCACGGCCUGGCGCAGCUAUGACCGUGUCAUUGGACCGCCGGUUUUCUACAAUGGUUUUAGCGAGAAUAUGAAGCGUCUAGUCCUCGCGCAGCCGAUGUUGCAGUCCAAAAUCCGGGAUCUCGCAAAGAGGAGAGUGGAAGUGGAGAUUCAAGAGGGCGGGUUGGGGGUUCUUGGGGUAGAAGGCGAGGUUGUGGAGGGUAGAAAGAGGAGGGAUGGCAGGAGGGCGGAGAUUGAAAAGCAAUUAUUGGAGGUGGCGGAGACGUGGACGGACGGCAUGAUUUUGAAGAUGGAGUCGAGGACGUUUAUCCGCGGAGCGUAUUAUCUUGCUACGCAGUUGUUGACGAGGGCGUAUCAUCAGGGAAUUCAUGUUUCGCAAAAGGAGGUGAUGAGAUUGAAAGAGGUGGCUACACGAGCGGAGAGAGAUGGGCAGAGUAUUAUUUUCUUGCCGUGUCAUCGGAGUCAUGUGGAUUAUGUCAGUCUGCAACUGGUGUGUUACCGCUUGGGACUGGUGUUGCCCACCGUCGUUGCGGGGGAUAAUCUGAACUUCCCGGUCGUGGGAGCAUUUCUACAGCAUGCUGGCGCGAUGUGGAUACGCAGGAGUUUUGGAGACGAUCAGCUGUAUGGAACUCUGGUGCAGAGUUAUAUCGACACGUUGCUGCAGAAUGGGUUCAAUGUGGAGUGUUUCGUCGAAGGAGGACGCUCGCGGACGGGGAAGUUGUUGCAGCCGAAAUUUGGCAUUCUGAGUUAUUACCUCGAGAGCGUACUCAGCGGCCGGACGAAAGAUGCGAUUGUGUGUCCGGUCAGCACGCAGUAUGAUAAGGUGAUUGAGGUGGACUCGUAUAUCAGCGAACUCCUGGGCCAGCCGAAGAAGAAGGAAGAUCUCGCGGGUUUCUUAUCAGCCAGCAACGUUCUGAGUCUGAAACUCGGACGCGUGGAUGUGCGCUUCCACGAACCUUGGAGUUUGCGAGGCUUCAUCGACGAGCAGAUGCAUCGCAUGGGAUACGACGCUCCGAAAGCUGGACUAACGCCUGUUUAUGACGCCGCUACGAAACGCCGCAUCCUCACGACUUUCGGCUACCAAGUCCUCGCGCAUAUCAACGACGUCUCAGUCGUCAUGCCCACCGCUCUCGUCGGCACAGUCCUCCUCACCCUCACAGGUCGCAGCGUCGGACGCGCCGAACUCGUUCGCAGAGUCAACUGGCUCUCCUCCCGGGUCCUCGCGGCCGGCGGACGAGUCGCGCACUUCGCCGGGCAUCCGGUGGAAGAAGUCGUCGACAAAGCGCUCGGCGUGCUGGGUCCCGCUCUUGUCGGCAAGGUGGAUGGCUUGCCGGAAGAGAUGUACUACGCCGAAGACCGCUUCCAACUGAGUUUCUACCGCAACAUGACGAUUCACCUGUUCAUUUCGCAGGCGCUGGUGUGUUGCGCGUUGUAUACGCGGGUGAAGAGGGGUGAGAAGGAGACGAUGAGGUACCAGGAUCUUUACGACUACGUCUCCUUCCUGUCCCAGCUUUUCCGCGCGGAAUUUAUUUUCCCGACGAACCCGCUGGAAGAGAAUCUCCAAGCUACUCUCUCCGGUCUCGUCGCUGAUGGCGUGUUGACCACCACUAUGGACGAGAGUGGCAAGAUUGAUGAAGUCGCUCUGCAUCCUGAUGAACGGGCGAGAGAUGCGCAGAAUUUCGACUUUUAUUGUUUCCUCCUCUGGCCUUUUAUCGAAGCUUCCUGGCUCGGCGCUGUGUCGCUGUUCAUGCUCGCUCCACCCCCUUCUUCCUCCUCCUCCACCACAACUCAAGAAAAAUCAUGGAUCCCCAUGACCCCCUUCGCCGACCGCGCUCAACUCCUCGGCAAAACUCUCUACCACCGCGGGGAUCUAUCCUACUACGAAGCCGUCAAUAAAGAAGCGUUGAAAAACGCUCAUACGCGGAGUGAAGAAGAAGGCAUGCUCAUCGUCUCCCGUCCUGGUAAAGACGCUGUAAAAGGCACGCCUACACGAGUAAGGUUGAGUGAGGAGUGGAUGCCCAAGUGGAGUGCGCAGGGGGAGUUGUUGGCUGAGGGGAAACUGUGGGAUUUCUGCGAGUGGGUUAAUCUGAGUCGGAGGGAUGGGGAGGGGACGAGGAAGGAGGGUGGGACGGUGAGGAGGCGGAUUUUGGGGGUUUGUGGGGUUGUGGGUGGGGAUCUUUGGGAGACGGCGGAGAAAGGGGAAAGGGUACUGGAGAAGAAGAAGGGGAGGAGGAGGAAGGGGGUGCAGGCGAAAGGGAAGUUGUGA